GGAAUUAUCCUCGACAUGAAACUAUGACAAACCAUUACCCUCAGAUAACCCUGAUGCGGUGGAAGAAGCGUGACUACUGCAGACCCAUCCCCAUAUCUUUUUUCCAUCAUGGACGGAGGGCGGCGGCAUCGGGAUCCCUUCCCUAUCGGCGUCUAGAUCGGAGUAAGCCGUUAUCUCCUUGGACCCUGGCUUGUCUCACUGUUUUUUGAUCGACCCACUGUGGGUUCCGGGGACCACUGGGGAACGGCUGUCAACCACUCACGGCUGGGCUAUAUAAUUUUCGAUGUGAUUCUACUCUAUCCAUUGGUAAGAGCCGAGCCUGCGUCCCGGUUGUCCUCUCCUUUCUGGUUAUUUACGCAUAUCUCUCUUCCAUCACGCCUUCGUUUGUCAAUUGCUUCCUUCCUUCUUUUCUUGUUCUCUCCCUUUGCCUAUCCGUCAGCCAGCGUUGUUGGAAUCACUCAAGAUGGCCUCUGCUACUCGCACCUUCGCCCGCGCUCUGCGCACCUCUGCUCGCCCGGCUAUCAACGCCGCUCCCCGCGCCGCUUUCCGCCAGAGCGCCCGCUUCUACUCCGCCAAGCCCACCGGUGGCAGCUCCAGCAACGGCCUCUUCUACGGCCUUGCCGGUGCCGGUCUCCUCGGCGGUGGUGCUUUCUACCUCUACAGCAACGACAGCAACGUCGCCCCCAAGCUGUUCGUCCCCAAGUUCGAGGACUACCAGAAGGUGUACAACGAGAUUGCCAGCCGUCUCGAGGAGAAGGAGGACUACGAUGAUGGCAGCUACGGCCCCGUUCUCGUCCGUCUCGCUUGGCACGCCAGCGGUACCUACGACAAGGAGACCGGCACUGGUGGCAGCAACGGCGCCACUAUGCGCUUCUCUCCCGAGAGUGACCACGGUGCAAACGCUGGUCUCAAGGCUGCUCGUGACUUCCUUGAGCCUGUGAAGGCCAAGUUCCCCUGGAUCACCUACUCCGAUCUUUGGAUUCUUGCCGGUGUUUGCGCCAUCCAGGAGAUGAUGGGCCCCACCAUCCCCUACCGUGCCGGCCGCCAGGACCGUGACGUCGCUGCCUGCACUCCUGAUGGCCGUCUUCCCGAUGCCGCUCAGGCCCAGGACCACCUCCGAAACAUCUUCUACCGCAUGGGCUUCAACGACCAGGAGAUCGUCGCUCUCUGCGGUGCCCACGCUCUCGGCCGCUGCCACACCGACCGCUCCGGCUACUCGGGCCCCUGGACCUUCUCCCCUACCGUCCUGACCAACGACUACUACAAGCUGCUCCUUGAGGAGAAGUGGCAGUGGAAGAAGUGGAACGGCCCCAAGCAGUAUGAGGACAAGAAGACCCAGACCCUCAUGAUGCUUCCCGCCGACAUGGCCAUCAUCCAGGACAAGAAGUUCAAGGAGUGGGUCAAGGUUUACGCCGCCGACAACGACAAGUUUUUCGAGGACUUCUCCGCCGUCGUCAAGAAGCUUUUUGAGCUUGGUGUUCCCUUCAAGGAGGGCACUGAGACCUGGACCUUCAAGCCCGUCAACGCCUAA
Molecule: messenger RNA, 1531 nt
Organism: Podospora pseudopauciseta
Lineage: Eukaryota; Fungi; Ascomycota; Sordariomycetes; Sordariales; Podosporaceae
Gene: CCP1
Product: heme peroxidase
Exons: 3
Coding region: 464-1531 (355 amino acids)
Biological process (GO): response to reactive oxygen species; hydrogen peroxide catabolic process; cellular response to oxidative stress
Molecular function (GO): peroxidase activity; heme binding
Source: RefSeq, a predicted model, not a curated record